UGAAGCCUCAUUCUAAUCCAUGACACGAAGACCCAAUACAGAACCAAUUCUCUGGUCUUAAAUGCGUCCAUAUUAGACUGGGAACCCAAUUUUGUCCCUGAGUUUCCACUUGCCUUCUCCUUUCAGACACUGUCCGUAGCAAAACAACCUCACAAAAUAUAUACCAAAGCCACUUUGCUUUUUUCCCUUAUUUUCUGUGAAUUGGGUGAAGGGUAGUGGAGCAAUGGCUUGGCUUCGUCAAUCACUGGUUUUAGUAGCUCUUGGGUGUUUGUCACUGCUUCUGCAAAUCCAAACGUCUCUUUCCCUCACAUGUUCUUCACAGAAGUUCACAAAAAACAGGCUUUACAGCCACUGCAAUGAUCUCCCACACCUCAGCUCAUACCUUCACUGGACAUACAACUCAAAUAAAUCCUCCCUCAGCCUGGCUUUCAUCGCCCCGCCAGCUUCAUCUUCAGGGUGGAUUGCAUGGGCCAUAAAUCCUAAUCAAACUGGGAUGGUUGGUUCCCAGGCCUUGAUAGCCUUCAAGGAGGAUAGUGGAUCAAUGACUGUGAAGACCUACAAUUUGGUGUCCUAUAAGCUCAUAAAUCAGACUGAGAUUGCAUAUGAUGUUUCCGACAUGGAGGCUGAGUAUGAGAGCGGUGAGAUGAGGAUAUUUGCCACGCUUGCGUUGCCGGAGAACACGCAGGCGCUGAACCAGGUCUGGCAGGUGGGUAGCAAAGUUGUGGAUGGGAAGCCUUCCAUCCAUGGAUUUCAGCCUGAUAAUUUGAACUCUAAGGGCAAGCUUGAUUUGAUUAAGGGACAGAGUGACACCAGCAGUGGAGGGAAUUCUAGGCUUAGAAACAAAAAUAUCCAUGGAGUAUUGAACGCUGUAAGCUGGGGAAUUAUGCUUCCCAUUGGAAUGAUGAUAGCAAGAUACCUGAGAACAUUCAGGCUUUUCCAUCCAGCAUGGUUUUAUCUCCAUGUUUCAUGCCAGGUAUCUGCCUAUGCUAUCGGAGUUGCCGGCUGGGCUACUGGCCUUAAGCUUGGGGGUCAAUCAAAGGGGGUCCAGUACACCACUCACCGUUACAUUGGCAUCACCCUCUUCAGCCUAGCCACCUUGCAGGUAUUUGCAUUGUUCUUGAGGCCAAAGAAAGAUCACAAGUACAGGUUCUACUGGAACAUUUACCAUCAUGGAAUUGGGUAUGCGAUAGUAGUUCUGGGGAUAUUUAAUGUGUUCAAAGGACUGGAAAUCUUGGAUCCACAGAAGAAGUGGAAGUCAGCAUACAUAAUCUUGCUCAUCAUACUGGGGGGCAUUGCUCUGUUUUUGGAAGUAAUCACAUGGAUUGUGGUUGUGAAGAGGAAGUCCAGUGAGCCCAAAAAGGCCUAUGAUGGAAUAAUUGACAGUUCAAAUGGAAGGCAGCAGCCUCUUACCAGCUAAGUUAUAUGGCUUCUUCACUUGCUGAUUUUGAUAUGUAAUUUGCUUGUAUUGAUCUUGGUUAUUUUGAGGACUCCUUCUAUAUCAUACCUUAUUGUCUAUAUUGGCUUGUAUGAAAAUUUGGCGUAUCUCUUUUCUGUCUUUU
Vitis riparia (riverbank grape) is the source of this 1559-nucleotide messenger RNA. Its product is annotated as cytochrome b561 and DOMON domain-containing protein At3g25290-like. The coding region runs from base 224 to 1417 and encodes 397 amino acids. The record is from RefSeq and is a predicted model, not a curated record. The transcript has 3 exons. Lineage: Eukaryota; Viridiplantae; Streptophyta; Magnoliopsida; Vitales; Vitaceae.